Molecule: messenger RNA, 2238 nt
Organism: Emys orbicularis (European pond turtle)
Lineage: Eukaryota; Metazoa; Chordata; Testudines; Emydidae
Gene: STIM2
Product: stromal interaction molecule 2
Exons: 12
Coding region: 1-2238 (745 amino acids)
Biological process (GO): activation of store-operated calcium channel activity; store-operated calcium entry; intracellular calcium ion homeostasis
Cellular component (GO): plasma membrane; endoplasmic reticulum
Molecular function (GO): calcium ion binding; protein binding; calcium channel regulator activity
Source: RefSeq, a predicted model, not a curated record
AUGAGCGGGGUCCGGGUCCCGAGCGGCGCCCCGGGGAGGCGGCCGGGGGCAGCAGGAGCCCCCGUCCCGGUCCUGCUGCUGCUGGGGCUGCUCCUGGCCGCCGCGGGAUGCGAGCUGGAGUCCGGGGACGUGGCCAGGGGCAGGAGAAGAGGCGGCGCCUCCGCGGCAGAGUCCCCGGCAGUGAUGACAGAUACCUGUAGUUCAUUGAGUCCACCAUGCUUUACUGAGGAGGACCGAUUCAGUCUGGAAGCUCUCCGCACGAUCCACAAGCAAAUGGAUGAUGACAAAGAUGGUGGUAUUGAAGUAGAUGAAAGCGAUGAGUUUAUCAGAGAAGACAUGAAAUAUAAAGAUGCUUCCAAUAAACACAGCCAUCUGCACAGAGAAGACAAACAUAUCACCAUUGAGGAUCUGUGGAAACGCUGGAAAACCUCUGAAGUUCACAACUGGACUCAAGAGGAGACUCUUCAGUGGCUGGUAGAAUUUGUUGAAUUGCCCCAGUAUGAGAAGAAUUUUAAAGACAGUAGUGUCAAAGGAACAACACUUCCCAGGAUAGCAGUAAAUGAACCUGCUUUUAUGAUCUCUCAUCUGAAAAUCAUUGAACGGAGCCACAGACAGAAACUUCAGCUGAAGGCGUUGGAUGUUGUUUUAUUCGGACCUCUCGCACGCCCAUCUCACAACUGGAUGAAGGAUUUUGUACUAGCAAUUUCUAUAGUGAUUGGUUUUGGAGGCUACUGGUUUGCACAUACUCAGAACAAGACCUCAAGAGAGCAUAUCACAAAAAUGAUGAAAGAUCUAGAAAGCCUCCAGACAGCAGAGCAAAGCCUUCUUGAUGUGCAGGAGAGGCUUGAGAAGGCACAGGAAGAAAACAGAAAUGUUGCUGUAGAAAAACAAAACCUGGAGCGCAAAAUGAUGGAUGAAAUCAGUGAUGCAAAACGAGAAGCUUAUCGACUAAGGGAGUUGAGGGAGGGAGCCGAAUGUGAACUGAGCAGACUCAAGUAUGCAGAGGAGGAACUAGUACAGGUUCGCAUGGCUUUAAAGAAGGCCGAGAAGGAGUUUGAGCUGAGAAGUAACUGGUCUGUUCCUGAUGCAUUGCAGAAAUGGCUCCAAUUAACACAUGAGGUUGAAGUUCAGUACUACAAUAUUAAAAGACAAAAUGCAGAAAUGCAACUAGCGAUUGCUAAAGAUGAGGCAGAAAAAAUUAAAAAGAAGAGAAGCACUGUAUUUGGGACAUUACAUGUUGCACACAGCUCCUCCCUAGAUGAGGUGGACCACAAAAUCCUUGAAGCAAAGAAAGCACUCUCUGAAUUGACGACAUGUUUGCGAGAGCGUCUCUAUCGAUGGCAGCAGAUUGAGAAGAUCUGUGGCUUUCAGAUAGCACACAACUCAGGAUUACCAAGCCUGACAUCCUCUCUCUACUCUGAUCACAGUUGGGUGGUGAUGCCCCGAGUCUCCAUUCCACCUUACCCAAUUGCUGGGGGAGUUGAUGACUUAGAUGAAGACACCCCUCCAAUAGUUGCACAGUUUCAUGGGUCCACUGUAAAGCCUCCCAGCACAUUAGCAAGAAGUAGUAGUGUGUGUCGCUCAAGGCGGAAUGUUGUGCCAUCAUCUCCACAAUCUCCGCAUACUCAACAUGCUCAACAUACGCCGCAUACCUUGCAUUCCCCUGACCCUGACAUCCUGUCAGUGUCAAGCUGCCCUGCUCUUUAUCGUACUGAGGAGGAGGAAGAGGCAAUUUACUUCACUGCUGAGAAACAAUGGGAAGUACAGGAUGCUGCUUCAGAGUGUGACUCCUUAAACUCAUCCUUCGGAAGGAAACAGUCUCCUCCUUCAAGUCUUGAGAUGUACCAACCUCUAUCUCCACAAAAGGUAUCCCGGGAGGAACUGUCGCUAGAGGAAUCGUCCACAGGAGACUCCUCAUCACUAACUGCAGAUAUUUCCAGGGGUACUCCUGACUGCCCAGGCCUAACAGAAACUAAAAGCAUGAUAUUUAGUCCUGCGAACAAAGUGUACAAUGGCAUCCUGGAGAAGUCCUGCAGCAUGAACCAGCUUUCUAGUGGGAUCCCAGUCCCAAAGCCUCACCACACCUCCUCUUCCUCAGCCAGCAGUGAAAGUAAACCCAUUCAUGAAGUCUCCACUGUCCCUAGGAUCAGUAGCAUCCCACAGGAUCUAUGCCAGAAUGGCGAGAAAAACAAAAAGCCAUCAAAAAUUAAAAGCCUCUUUAAGAAAAAAUCUAAGUGA